Sciurus carolinensis (gray squirrel) is the source of this 546-nucleotide messenger RNA. RefSeq names its product natural cytotoxicity triggering receptor 3 (gene Ncr3). The transcript has 5 exons. Gene Ontology annotation, biological process: immune response-activating cell surface receptor signaling pathway; positive regulation of natural killer cell mediated cytotoxicity; natural killer cell activation. Lineage: Eukaryota; Metazoa; Chordata; Mammalia; Rodentia; Sciuridae. Bases 1 to 546 code for a protein of 181 amino acids. The record is from RefSeq and is a predicted model, not a curated record.
AUGACCUGGAUGCUGUUGCUCAUCUUUAUCAUGGUCCAUUUAGGAUCCUGUGUUCUUUGGGUGUCCCAGCAUACCCAGGAGAGCACUGUAACCCCCCUGUCCUGCUCCUUCAAUGCCAGCAGAAGGAGACCAGCCAUUGGCUCUGUUACAUGGUACCAAGACAAGGUGGCCCCUGGAAAGGAGGUGAGGAACAGAAUCCCACAGUUCAGGGGCUGCCUGGUUCCCCUCGCUUCUUCCCCAUUCCUCUGUGAUCACCAGGCUGAACUACACAUCUGGGACACCCAAGGCCAAGAUGCUGGUGUCUAUGUGUGUAGGGUGGAGGUGCUGAACCUGGGUGUUGGGACAGGCAAUGGGACUUGGCUUCUGGUAGUGACAGGACCUCCUGGACUAAAGAUCAGCACAAUGCCCCUCCUUCAGGCUGGAUUCUACGCCUUUGGUUUUCUCUCUGUGGCUAAGGGCAGCACCCUCUAUUUCCAGGGAACAUAUCUGACCUGGAAAGGUCCAAGGAGAAAGCUCCCUACUUUGGAGCCUAGAGUUACAACUUGA